Messenger RNA from Ahaetulla prasina, 12491 nucleotides. It is a transcript of the gene FRAS1, whose product is annotated as Fraser extracellular matrix complex subunit 1. The coding region runs from base 398 to 12403 and encodes 4001 amino acids. Gene Ontology annotation, biological process: cell communication. The record is from RefSeq and is a predicted model, not a curated record. Lineage: Eukaryota; Metazoa; Chordata; Lepidosauria; Squamata; Colubridae. The transcript is spliced from 73 exons. Gene Ontology annotation, cellular component: membrane. Gene Ontology annotation, molecular function: protein binding.
GGCGCCCGCUUGGAGAAAGAAGCCGCCACCGCGCUUGGCGCAAGGAAGGGGAAGACCAGCCGCUGCUGGGCGCUCGCUCGCUUUUCGCUGCCUAGCCGGGACUCGCCUCUCCGACUCAGCCAGCCAACCAACCAACCCGGAUUCCUGCAGGAUCCCGAAAGGAGAUCUACUCCCUCCUCCACCGAUCUCCCUGCCCGGGAGCCGGGAGGGAAAGCUGGAGAACCGGGGUGGGUGGGGGGAUCUGAUGCUUUGCUGGAUGGUGCCCCGGCAAAAAAACAACAACAACCACCCCGCCACGAGUUUGCAACCGAGGAAAAAUCCCGCGGGGGGCUUCUCGUCUUCCAUCCAUCCCAUCUAUCCAUCCGACCGACUCUCCCCUCCUUGGCUCGGCUAAGCGAUGGAUUGCCCGGCAGCGCUUCUUCUCUCGUCCUUGGCUCUCUUCGCUCUCUUGCCCCGCGAGGCUGAAGGUACAUGUUUCUACCAAGGCUUAUCGUUUGAGAACAACACGCUUUGGAAGCCGGACUCGUGCCAAGAGUGUGGUUGCCAUGGCGACGUCGUCCUGUGCGAAGCCGCGGCGUGCAGAGACCCUCGCUGCAACUUUGAGAAGGAGGAAAUACUUCAAAUAUCACCCAGCUCUUGCUGCCCGGAGUGUGCUGAACGAACGGAAGGGUUCUGUGAGUACGAAGGACAACUCAGAGAACCUAACGCUGAAUGGGCCAGUUCAGAAUGCAGGACUUGCUCCUGUGCUAACGGAGGGGUUACUUGUGCCCCCAAACGCUGCUCUGCUCUUUCUUGCGAGGACAAUGAAGUGGAAGAUAUCGGUCUGGGAGAAUGCUGUCCCAAGUGUGUAAGCAGAAAAGACUCAUGUUCUUUCGACGGCGAAAUAAUCCCGAACAGGAAAGUAUGGCGGCUGAGCCCGUGUGCCAAAUGCGUCUGUCGGGAUGGCUCUCUGCGGUGCUUCACCGUUUCUUGUCCACCUGCAUUCUGUAAUGCGGAUGAAAGUCUCAUCGUACCAGCUGGAAAAUGUUGUCCAGAAUGUGCUCGAAAACCCUGCUUUGCAUUUGGGACCUUAUACCAGCAUGGUGAAGAGUGGAAGAAGGAUGCGUGUACCGCCUGCGUAUGUGAUGCAGGAGAAUCCAGGUGCUUUACAAAGAGCUGCCUCCCACUGAAUUGUCGGCAGGAGGAGACCAAAGUGCGGCGCCCUGGGAAAUGUUGUGAAGAGUGUGUCCUUUCCGAGGGCAGCUGUGUACACAACGACACCCUCAAGUACCACAGUGACAUGUGGCAUGAUACGGACUGUAACUUCUGCACCUGUGAUGGAGGACGGGUUGCUUGUCGGAAGGCAAAGUGUGCCAGAGUGGACUGUGGCCAGGGUGAAGAAUUAUCUCAUUUACCAGGCAAGUGUUGCCCUGAAUGCAUUUCAAGAGGGGGUCCCUGUAUUUACAAAGAAUCUACCAAAGACAGUGGUGAAAAAUGGAAGGAAGGCCUGUGCCGUGAAUGCGAAUGUUUGGACUCCAAAAUAAACUGCUAUUCUCGGUCUUGUCCGACAUGUCCCCCAGGAAGUGUGGCUGUUGCCGUGCAGGGGGAGUGUUGCCCUCAAUGCAAGCCAGGUCACUGCCACUCUGACUGCUUGACCUGUACCCGGGCGUUUGAUCACUGCGAUGCCUGCCGAGAGUCCACCAAGUUUCUCCUGAAUGGGCGUUGCGUUGACAGCUGUGGGGUUGGCUUCUAUCCAGACGCUGGCCUUUGCGUAGCUUGUAAAGAGACAUGCUCAACUUGCACUAAUAAAUUUGGAUGUACUUCCUGCCAAGCUUCGCUGCAUUUGAAGGAUGCCCGGUGCGUGACGUCAUGUGGGGAAGGGUUUUUCCCGGGACCUCUCCAAUGCACAGGUUGUCACGAAUCCUGCGCUACGUGCCGGGGUCCGACUGCAAACAACUGCUCCACCUGCCGAGACCCGUCUCUCGUGUUACUGGAAGGCACGUGCGUGGCUAAUUGCGGGCAGCGGUUCUACGUUACGGAUGGAGUUUGCAGAGCUUGCAGGGAUGGUUGUGAUAGGUGUUACCUGGACCGGCUGAGAUGCUUCUCCUGUGCUUCAGGCCGAGUUCUGCUGGAUGGCAACUGCCUGUCAGAAUGUCCCCAUGGCUACUACGCGGAUGGUUCCCGCAAAUGCAGAGUUUGCCACAAUUCCUGCACCAGCUGCGCAGGACCUUUGCCCACUCAGUGUACCUCCUGCUCCUUCCCCCAGGCCUUCUACCAGGGCCAGUGUCUCGUCACUUGUGGAGAGGGCUUUUAUCAGCACCACAACCUUUGUAAAGGUUGCCAUUCAUCCUGCAGGGCGUGUGUUGGCCCAGAACAUUCACACUGUAUGCAAUGCAUGAACCCAGAGGAGAAGCUUCAACCACACCUGAGCCUUGAGGAGAGGCCCGUCGGCACCUGCUUGCCUCGGUGCAGAACCCAGUUCUACAGUAACGAAGACGGGAUUUGCAAAGCGUGCCACUCUUCCUGCCUUUCUUGCACCGGAGGGUCUCCCGAGAACUGCACCAUUUGUGCCUCUCCUCAAGUCUUUCAUGAAGGACGCUGCAGCUCUGAGUGUCCAGAAGGAUGGUAUCAUCAAGAAGGCCGUUGCUAUGCCUGCCAUCCUUCUUGCAAGACGUGCAGCGGGGCUGAGGAUGAUGAAUGCACAGCUUGUCACCCCCACGUCUCUUUCCUCAACGGAAGAUGCAGAACUCCCUGCAAGAGCGAGCAAUAUCUCAAUCUGGUAGGAUACUGUGCGGGUUGCCAUCCGCUUUGUGAGUUGUGCGUGGCAGAUCUCCAUGCCGACAGAGGAAGCACCUGUCUGAGGUGCCGCGACAUUCAUCACCUGCUUCUGGAGGACCGCUGCGUGCCAGCCUGCCCUGUGGGUUUUUACCAACUCGGAGGAGAGUGUCAGAAGUGCCAUCCUUCCUGUAAAACCUGUACAGGAGGAGGCCCAUUUUCCUGCACUUCUUGUGAUCCCAGCCUCGUCCUUUCUCACACUGGUUCAUGCUUCUCGGCCUGUUCCCUGGGAUACUAUCAGGAUGAGAACCUUCAUUGCAAACCUUGCAGCGACUCGUGUCUGACUUGUGAUUCGAGAUCCCACUGUACUUCUUGCAAAGACCCAUCCAAAGUGCUACUGUUUGGAGAGUGCCAGUAUGAUAAAUGUCCGUCGCAGUAUUUCCUUGACGUGUCUACCAGGACUUGCAAAGAGUGCGACUGGAGCUGCAACAUUUGCCAUGGUCCCAACCGUACGGAUUGCCUGCAGUGCAUGGAGGGAUAUUUUCUCCAGCAAGGAGCCUGCGUCGAGCAUUGUCUGCCGGCAUUUUUUAGGGAAUCUGAAACGUGUCAAAGAUGCGAUGAUGACCACUGCCUCCAGUGUGACGGGCCGGGGAAAUGCGUACGCUGCCAGGCUCCCUUCCUGCUCCUGGAUUCCCAGUGCGUCUUGUCUUGUGGAAAGCGGUACUAUGGAGACCACGGAGGGCAGAUAUGCCUAGCUUGCCCCGAGGGAUGCUUGGAGUGUGACGGUUCCACCAGAUGCCGAGUUUGUGAUUCCACUACAUUCCUUCAGAAAGGCCUUUGUGUGGCUGACUGUGGGCGUGGCGUCUACAAUGACCCCCGAAAUCGGCAGUGCAAAUCCCCUGGGCCUGCUCCUGGGUUCAAGGCCAAGACCCUCCUCUUGGUAGGAAUUGGUGGGCUGAAACUACUAGAUGGUUCCUUGCUGGAAGUAGAAAACCUAGAGAACUAUCGAGAAGGCUUCCUCUUUCGCGUGGCAACCCUUCCCACCAACGGCAGGCUGGUAGUCCUGGCUGAAGGCAAAGAAAGAGAACAGGACCAUUUCACCUGGGAAGACGUGAAGGAGCAGCGCGUUUUCUUUGUCCACGACAAAAUGAAAUCCAGGAAUGGCCAGUUUUUCCUGACGCUCAGCUAUCAAGAAUCCACAUCUGAACCAGUAAUGUUCACUGUUCGAGCUCUUUCAACACAGGCUCCUUACGUCCUCAAGAACGAAGUCCUCUUGGUUAGCAAAGGGGAUGCUGGAACCAUCACCAACCACUUGCUUGAUGUCCAGGAUAGGGAUAAUCCUCAAGAUGUGACGGUGACCGUUUUAGACCCUCCAAAACAUGGGCAAUUGGUCAAGCUUUCAGGAAACGGCCCUUUGACUCUGCAGGUGUUCAGCCUCGCUGAACUUUCAGGAGGAUUUGUGCAUUACAUUCAUGACGGAUCUAACAGUUUGGAAGACAUGGCGGUUCUGCAAGUCAGCGAUGGGUACCACUUUCAGAAUAUACUCUUCCGCAUCAAGAUGGAUCUAAAGGGCAGCAGCAUUCCUCGCCUGGUUAUCAGCUCUACCGUUUGGGUCCCGGAGAGAGGCAUGCAGCAAAUCACCAAAAAAAAUCUGCAAGCCGAGAUGUUUGGGGCCAGGGAUUCUGCGAUCAUCUAUACAAUCAGGGACAAGCCACAAUACGGUGAAGUGGUGUUUCUGGUUCCCAUGCCUGCCGAUGAUGCUGGAUUAGGAUGGCAGCCUUUGGCCACUGGAGGUAGAGCCACCCCAACAACCACGUUCACCCAACAGGACAUCAACGAAGGUGUCAUUUGGUACAGACACUCUGGAGCCGAGACGGAGAGUGACUCAUUCCGCUUCCAGGUCUCUGGUGCAGGUUUUCCACAGAGCCAUCUUGAGACCCACCUGUUCAACAUUGCCAUCUUACCACCUCACCUGGCGUCACCUGUGUCCUCCGCCAGAUCUUCUUUUCACAUGACGGCACUAGAAGAUCGUGUGACACCUAUUCAACCCCAUCAGCUAUCCUUUGUCAACUCGCAAACUCCAAGUGAAGAAAUCACGUACAACGUGACUGUCCUGUUGCCUCCAAAUCAAGGCAUAGUGGAACACAGAGAUAAACCAUUCUUCCCGGUAGCCUCUUUUACCCAAACUGACAUCAACACUGGCAAAAUUGUCUAUCGUCCACCUAGUGCUGCAUCGCACAUUAAGGAGCUGAUGGAAUUCUCCUUUGCUGGUCUUCCAGAAUCGAUUAACUUUCGUUUUACAGUGUCGGAUGGAGAACAUGUAAGUCCUGAGAUGGCCUUUACCAUCCACUUACUUUCCACGGAUGUAGAGCCUCCGUUGUUCCAGAUUACUGCUCCGGUGCUUGAGGUCAGCCAAGGAGGCAGAGCUGCCAUUGGAAUAAAACUGACACUGAGUGAUGGGCCCAUUGCUGCUGAGGAUCUCUUCUUUGAAGUGGUAGAACCUCCUCACCACGGAGCUCUCCUCAGACACGGUUCCGGAUUCCCAGUCUACAUGGCAACAGGUGAUAGUUUCACCUAUGAGGAAAUCACCAGGAACGCCUUGCAUUAUCUUCACGAUGGCUCAUCCUCGAGAGAAGACAGCGUGGAAAUUUCAGUCACUGACGGCACUACCAAAGACCUCGUUUUGCUCAAAGUGGAAGUAACUCCAGUGAACAUUAAUGGGCCAAGGUUGGAUCCUAGCUGCUCGUUGAGUAUCACUGUGGCCGGUAAAAACUCUGUGAUCAUCACUCGAUCCCACUUUGCUUAUAUUGAUAACAAUUCCCCAGAUUCUGAGAUAAGGAUUCAGCUAAUUUCUCUUCCUGUGUACGGCAGUCUUAUGCGGACGGCCUCUGGCCGGCAACCAGAUGAGUCUUCGGAGGUCUAUAAUUUCACAAUGGAAGACAUUAACCAUCAAAGAAUCAGAUAUUUCACCGAGCUUGAAACUGUUUUUGAUCAGCCAAUCACCGAUGUCUUCUACUUCUCUGUGUUCGAUGCGGACAACAACCAGCUCGAUAGCCAGAUGUUUACCGUUACUAUCACAGCAGCCCAAAGUGUGCCUCCGGUUGUUACCUUUUCUGACCAAAUUACGGUAGAAGAAGGGGGGCGAACACCACUUCAGCCUCACCACACCCUUGGCCUGGAAGGGGGCCUUGCUGAAGAAGGCCUGGUUGUAAAAAUCACAAGUCCUCCAAAAUACGGGUACAUUGAAAACACCAGGACAGGCAGACGGCUUGGUUUUGGAAACGCCGAAAGUUCUGAUUUUUCUUUCUCACUUCAAGAUGUGUUGGAGAACCGUAUUUAUUAUUUUCAGAAUGUCCAUGAAAGUAUUGAACCGUCGAUGGACAGCUUUGGUUUUUAUAUCAGUGAUGGCUUCAGCCAAUCAGAAAUCAGCAGUGUCAACAUUACUAUUAAGCGCCUGAAUGAUGAGCCACCUCAGGUAAAGGUGAGCCCUAUCAGCGUGCAUGAAAACACGGCAGUCGUGAUUCGGAAUUCCUCCUUGAAGCUAAGGGACUUGGACACUCCUAAUGACCUUCUGGUUUUCAUGGUAACCAACGCACCCGUUCAUGGAUACCUGUACCGAAGGGAAUCUCCUCAGCAUUCUCUGGAGAAUGGACAAGCUCUCUCGGAGGGAUCCACUUUCACCUACCAGGAGGUCCUGGAGGAACUGAUCGUUUAUAAAUUGAACAGUUUGGUAGCCCAAAGGGACGAGUUCCAAUUUUCACUCUCAGAUGGCCUCCACACUGAGACAGGGAAAGUGGAGUUUGCAGUAGCCUCACCAAGGAGGGACCUUCCCAGAUUAAUCGUGAACAAAGGCCUACAACUCCUUGCUGGCUCUGUGGCAGUCAUUACAAACCAGCAUUUAAGAGCCACAGGUCCUGAUUCAGGUGACCUGUCUAUCAAAUACAUCAUGAAGAAGGACCCAACCUAUGGAUUGUUGCACCUGCAUGAAAGAGAUUCUUUGAUGCAGAUCUCCGCUCGGGGACCAGCCAAAAGCUUCACCCAGGCAGAUAUAAACAAAGGACAAGUCAAAUACAGCCACGAGAAAGGAGAACCAGUUGGGACAUUUUUUUUUGUUUUUGAUGUGACAGAUGGAGAGAGAAACAGACUGGCAGACUUGGAAUUUUCAAUCAACGUAACAGAGGAUCGAUUUCCUUUGUCCGUCACUGUCAACACUGGGCUAACCCUGGACGAAAACUCGGUGAGAAAAAUCACCCCUUUGGAACUGUCAGCUAAGAAGCAGAGUGGAGACUCCAGCGAUCUCCUCUACAGGAUUAUUAAACAGCCCCAGCUGGGACGCUUGGAACACACAACAUUACCAGGCAGAAGGAUUAGCUCCUUCCAACAAGAAGACCUUAUCUCCCACAGCCUCCAGUACAUCCAUACAAGCGAGGCUGAGGAAUACACUGAUGCAUUCACGUUCACCGUUUCGGAUGGCCGUCAGGAGGUGACCCAGAAUUUUGAAAUCACCAUUAACCCGGUUGACGAUUCUUUGCCGGUGGUGCAGACCGCGGGCACGACUGUGCAGGAAGGAGUGAGGAAAACCAUCACGGAAUUUGAUCUCAAAGCCACCGACGCGGACACAGAGGCCAAGUCUGUUACCUUUAGCAUUGUGCAGCCCCCACGCCAUGGCCAGCUGGAGCGCACCCAUGAUGGACAUCAUUACCAACAGGCCCAUGCCUUUUCCAUGGAGGACGUCUUCCAGAACCGAAUCAGUUACAGCCACGACGGAAGCAAUUUUUUAGAAGACCGUUUCACUUUCACGGUGUCCGAUGGAACCAAUCCCUUUUUUGUGGUGGCAAAGGAGGGGAAAGAGAUUGUGACUGCUGUACCUCAGUGGUUCAGAGUAGAAAUUCUCCCUGUGGAUGAUGGGACUCCAAGAGUUGUCACUAAUUUAGGUCUUCAAUGGUUGGAAUAUAUGAAUGGCAAGCCAAAAAACCUCAUCACUAAGAAGGAGCUGUUGACUAUGGACCCUGAUACAGAAGACAACCUCCUGAUCUAUGAAAUAACAACGGGGCCCAAAUAUGGUUACGUGGAGAGGAAAUUGCAGCCAGGAACGAUGGUGACUACCUUUACGCAAGAGGACGUGAAUUUGGGAUUGAUCCAGUAUGUGCUACAUGAAGAGAAUAUUCAAAGGACGGAAGAUAGUUUUCAGUUUCUGGUGAAGGACAGCAAGCCCAGCAUUGUCGCUGAUAAUAUCUUCCAUAUUCAGUGGUCUGUUAUCAGCUUUCAACAUAUGAGCUACAACAUCAGUGAAAAGGCCGGUUCCAUCAGUGUGGCUGUGAGGAGGGCAGGAAACCUCAAACAAUACGCUAUUGUCCUGUGCCGUACAGAACAAGGAACGGCCACCUCUGAUUCAAGUUCUCAACCAGGGGAGCAGGAUUACCUUGAAUACGCUAGCCAGGUGCAGUUCGAUGAAUGGGAAGACCUCAAAACUUGCACCAUUGUUAUCCACGAUGACGGCAUCUUUGAGGGCGUAGAGAGCUUCACCAUUGAGCUGAGUAUGCCAGCGUAUGCCUUGCUGGGCAACAUCACUGCGACCCAAGUCUUCAUUGAUGACGUAGAAGAUGAGCCCACCCUGCAGUUUGACAAGAAGGUCUACCACACCAGUGAGAGUGCCGGCAUCCUCUCUGUACCCAUUGAAAGGAAAGGAGAUUCUAGCAGCAUCGUCUCUGCCAUUUGCUACACCGUCUCUCAAAGUGCCCAAGGCAGCAGCAUGUAUGCCCUGGAGUCCGGCUCAGAUUUUAAAUCCCGGGGAUUGUCCAAUGAGAACCGGGUCGUCCUGGGGCCCGGUAUCACAAUGACAACUUGUGACGUGAAGCUGGUUGAUGACAGCGAGUACGAAGAAGAGGAAGAAUUUGAAAUUGCUCUGAUCGAUGUAUCUGAGAACGCUCGGCUUGGGAGCAUCACUUCCGCUAAAGUUACGAUCGACGGUCCCAACGAUGCUUCAACGGUAUCGCUCGGAAGUGCAGCUUUUAGCGUUAGCGAGGAAGCAGGGAUUAUCGAAAUCCCAAUUACGAGGCACGGGUCUGAUCUCUCCAUUCCUACCUCGGUCUGGUGCGCCACUCGGACAUCAGAUCCGCCAUCUGCUACUCCGGGAUUUGAUUACAUUCCCAGCUCCAAGAAGGUUGAAUUUCAUCCAGGGAGAACUGAAGAGUAUUGCACCUUGACUAUUCUGGACGAUGCUCAGUCCCCAGUGAUUGAAGGGGUGGAAACCUUUGUGGUCUAUUUGAGUUCUCCUCAAGGAGCAGAGCUGGCCAAACCUUUCCAAGCAGUGGUGGCUAUCAACGACACCUUCCAGGAUGUUCCAAACAUGAAGUUCAGUAAAGACGUCUACUCUGUGAAAGAGAAGGACCAUGUCCUACAUGUUCCUGUUAUCCGUACUGGGGACUUAAGCUACGAAUCUUCAGUCAGGUGCCAUACUCAGAGUCAGACCGCAAGAGUCAUGGAGGAUUUUGAAGAAAGGAGAAAUGCUGAAGAAUCACGGAUCACAUUUUUGAAAGGGGAGAAGGUAAAGAACUGCACUAUUAUUAUAAAUGAUGACUCUGCCUUUGAACCGGAAGAGAGAUUCCGAGUAUAUCUGAGUGAACCCGAAGGCAACCACUGGAGUGGGGCUACCGUUGGGAAAAGCAACAUGGCUACUGUAGUUAUUUCCAACGAUGAAGAUGCUCCCACCAUCGAGUUUGAAGAAGCCGGGUACCAGGUCCGUGAACCUCCUGGUCCAGAAGGCGUUGGCUUCUUAAAUGUCAAAGUGAUCCGGAGAGGAGAUCAAAACAGGACCUCGAAAGUUCGCUGCAGCACCCGGGAUGGCUCAGCCCAAUCUGGAAUCGAUUAUUACCCGAAGAGCCGAGUUCUCAAGUUUAGCCCUGGUGUGGAUCACGUUUUCUUUAAGGUGGAGAUCAUGUCCAAUGAAGACCGGGAGUGGCACGAAUCCUUUUCUCUGGUCUUGGGUCCAGAUGAUCCCAUUGAAGCCGUUUUGGGGGACCUCACCACCACGAUCGUGACCAUUUUGGACCAAGAAGCAGCCGGAAGCCUCAUUUUACCAGCUCCUCCUAUAGUGGUUACGCUGUCGGAGUACGACCAUGUGGAAGAAGAAACCACAACAGGAGCUAAGAAGUCGCCAUCUCCAGGCUACCCCCUGGUCUGUGUUACCCCUUGCGACUCUCACUUCCCCAAGUACUCAGUGAUGAAGGAGCGAUGCGGUGAGGCUGGCAUCAACCAGUCCUCCAUACAGUUCAGCUGGGAAGUGGCUACCCCCACUGAUGGAAACGGAGCCAGAUCCCCUUUUGAAACCAUUACGGACAAUACCCCCUUCACCAGCGUCAAUCACAUGGUGCUGGACAGCAUUUACUUCAGCCGGAGAUUCCACGUACGGUGCGUGACCAAAGCCGUGGAUAAAGCCGGCCACGUGGGCACUCCCCUACGGAGUAAUAUAGUCACCAUUGGGACCGACAGCGCCAUCUGCCAUACCCCUGUGGUGGCUGGCACAGCCCGGGGGUUCCAGGCUCAAUCUUUCAUUGCCACCUUGAAAUACCUGGAUGUAAAACACAAGGAACAUCCUAACAGAAUCCACAUCUCGGUGCAAAUUCCACAUCAGGAUGGGAUGCUCCCCCUGAUUUCUACCAGACCUCUGCACAACUUGCAUUUCCUAUUGUCAGAAUCCAUUUAUAGGCACCAGCAUGUCUGUUCCAAUAUAGUCAGCAUCCAAGAUCUUAAAGGCAUUUCGGAAGCUGGAUUUUUAGAUGAAGUGACCUACGAUGAUAUCAUUCUGGGCCCUGGAUAUGACCGGCCAUACCAGUUCGAUCCCAACGUGAGAGAACCAAAGACUAUCCAGUUCUACAAACAUUUGAACCUGAAGAGCUGCAUUUGGACAUUUGACGCGUACUAUGACAUGACGGAGUUAAUUGACGUCUGUGGAGGAUCUGUCACUGCAGAUUUCCAGGUUCGGGAUUCUGCUCAGUCGUUCUUGACAGUCCAUGUCCCGCUGUACGUCUCCUACGUUUACGUAACUGCACCCAGAGGCUGGGCCUCUCUGGAGCAUCACACUGAGAUGGAGUUUUCCUUCUUCUAUGACACCAUUCUCUGGAGAACAGGUAUACAGACGGACAGCGUCCUUUCGGCCAAACUGCAGAUAAUCAGGAUCUACAUCCGAGACGAUGGUCGGCUGGUCAUUGAGUUCAAAACUCACGCCAAGUUCAGAGGGCAUUUCGUGAUGGACCACCACACUCUGCCAAACGCCAAGUCUUUUAUCAUGACCCCUGACCACCUGGGAGGGAUGGAAUUUGACCUACAGCUCUUGUGGAGUGGACAGACUUUUGACUCUCCUUAUCAGCUCUGGAGAGCAACCAGCUCCUACAGCAGGAAAGAUUAUUCCGGAGAAUACACCAUCUCCUUAAUACCAUGUACGGUCCAACCCACACAAUCUUGGGUUGAUCCAGGAGAUAAGCCCUUACCCUGCACUGCUCAUGCUCCAGAAAAAUUUUUGAUCCCAAUUGCCUUUCAGCAGACUAACCGCCCGGUUCCCGUCGUGUACUCCCUGAACACGGAGUUUCAGCUCUGCAAUAAUGAAAAAGUUUUUCUCAUGGACCCAACUAAAACUGAGAUGUCAAUGGCCGAGAUGGACUACAAGGGAGCUUUUUCCAAAGGUCAAAUCCUGUACGGCCGAGUGAUGUGGAACCCAGAGCAAAAUCUCAAUUCCGCCUACAAACUGCAGCUGGAAAAAGUCUACCUCUGCACAGGGAAGGAUGGCUAUGUCCCGUUCUUUGACCCGACGGGCACAAUAUAUAACGAAGGACCCCAAUACGGCUGCAUCCAACCUAGCAAGCACUUGAAGCACAGAUUCCUGCUGCUGGACCGGAGUCAACCAGAAGUGACUGACAAAUACUUUCACGACGUCCCUUUCGAUGCCUAUUUUGCAUCCGAGUUGCCCGAUUUCCACCAGGUCAGCAACUUGCCCGGAGUGGAUGGUUUCAUCAUGAAAGUGGACGCCCUGUAUAAGGUGGAAGCCGGGCACCAGUGGUAUCUUCAAGUGAUCUACGUCAUCGGUCCCGAGAUGAUUGGGGGGUCCCGGAUGCCACGUUCUGUGGUACAUCAUCCGAAGCGCGGCCGCCGAGACCUUGUGGACCACAAAGGUGUCCCUGUUCUGGAUGACUCCUUGAUCUACGACAACGAGGGAGAUCAAAUGAAGAACGGCACUAACAUGAAGUCUCUCAGCCUGGAGCAACAGGAAGCCGUCACCGUGGCGUCUCUUUCUCAGACCGGAGCUUCCAUUGGCAGCGGCUUUGCGGCCGUCCUGCUUCUCGUCCUCGUCCUCUUGUCCAUCUGCUUUGUAACCAGGAAGUGUCGGAAGCACCGGAAGAAGAAGAAGAAGAAGAAGAAGAAAGCGGCCAAAGAAAUCGCAGAGCAGUACCCUCUCAACACGAAAGUCGAGGCGGCCAAGCGGUAUGCCGAGGGCCUGGAGAAGAACGUCAGCGGACAAUACUGCACGGUGAAGAACCUCAACCUCCUCUGUGAAAACGAAGGCGCCUACAAGGUCAGGGGAACAACGAGGGUCAAGCAGAUGAACCUGGAAGUGAAAGUUCAUAACAAUUUACACGACGGGACCGAAGUUUAAUGGCCAGCGCCUUUGGGAAAGGGGGAAGAAAUGUCUUUAUAUAUAUAAAUAUAUAUAUACAUAUAUAUAUAUAUAUAUAUAUAUAUAU